Molecule: messenger RNA, 3832 nt
Organism: Acanthaster planci (crown-of-thorns starfish)
Lineage: Eukaryota; Metazoa; Echinodermata; Asteroidea; Valvatida; Acanthasteridae
Source: RefSeq, a predicted model, not a curated record
UCGUUCCUAGUUUGGAUAUCCAGUUGAUAAUUGACGAGGCAAGAACGAUGAAUCGAGUAGGAAUGUUAAAAUUGGUGUUAAUUGAAUCUGUAUGUUUUACCUGAAAAAUGAAAUUAUCUGCUAAUGUUUUAAUCUGGAUUUUCGUUCUUUCAAUUGGUCAUUGAAGUAACAUGAAUAGUUUAAUAUUCAACUUCGGGUUUUGGGGGGCAUUCAUAUUUUGAUUCAUAAAUCACAGGGAGGGUUGCCGGGUUUUUAAGUGCGCCAGCGGUGAAUCCAAGUUGCAGAGCAGAUGAUCCUGAUUACAAUUUGGUUCUCUGCAGCAAUCAUCUGAUACAUUCAAGAGCAGACUCUUGACAGCAGGAAGAAAUUAAGUGCUCGUACAACGAUAAUAUGGGGACUUCAGAUAAACUGACCAUUCAGAUGUUAGAAACAGAGCCACAUUUUGCCACAAUACCACGAACAAUUUCACCAAUCCUACCGUCCAGGUCGGCAAUGGACAGAUCACUGGAUUAUGGGUCUCACAGUAGCGAUAGUGGUGUCAGACAGGAUUACAUCAGAACUGUCAAUGGAGAGCAGAUGCAUGCCUCAACUGGUAUCAAGCUACCCGUGAAGCACAUCACCUCGUUGGGGACACAACGGGGGACUCUCCUUGUUAGAUACCUCACUCAUCGUCACUCUAAGUGCAUAACAUGCCAGGACUGCGGAAUUUUCUUUUCCCAAGAUGCCUUUCUGGCCCACAGUCAUGACAGGCAUGGCAGGAAGCGCCACCGUCACCAGGCGGACAUCCUGGAACUGGACGUUGAGAAUCCUAGCUCCCAGGAGCUGAGGUCUUGGGAAGAAUUCCUCUCCAAGACAGGCCAAAAGGCCAGAACCACUGAGUCCAGUUUGGCAUCAGCAAGCUUGGAUCUUGGCAUCAGGAAGGGAGAUUACAACCUAGAACCAUCAACUGGAAGCCAGAUAUCAGCUGAGAAGCCAACACACCGUCAGACUGACGAACAUGUGAAUAAAGGUCAUACCCUUUUAUCAGACUUUGACAAGACUGUCCAAGACACAGUGAAUGCAUCAGAGCGGCUACUGAAGGAAACCUCACAGUACCUUCACUCGUCAGCAGAGAAACUCAGGCACAGGAGACAAAGGUCGUUGAAAAAUUACCAAUUUCAUCCAGCCUCUCUCCCAGAUGACCUUCCAAGUAACCCAGUAUCCUCCACGGAGCAUGUUCAGCCCAUAAUCAAAGAUGCUUCCACCUCCAGCCAAAACCCCAAGAGGCCACAUCGGAAGUUUCUCGAGAAGUACUUUGAGAAGAGCCGCGACAGUUUCCAGCUCCUUACAGACUCAAUGGCAUCUAGAUCAACUUCAAAACCAGAUUCUCUGGGACUCGAGGCCAGAACUAGCACAGGGGGUCCACAGCAGGAAUCCUCGAUGUUGGGUAGUGGAGAAAUCAAAAGGGACGUGGCUGAAGAUGGCGGUAAAGGAGGAGGUGAUGCAGACAGACAGGCUGUGGAUCACAUUUCUGCCAGGCCUACCAGUCCUGGAAAGACCCCACUUGGAAAGAGCAUCAUUCUACAGGAGCACUUUGAUAGAAAUGAUCCCUUAUUUAUUGUCCAGACAGCUCAGGAAUUGCUGACACUAGCUGCGCACAAGAUGCAGGAGAGACAACAGAAGAGCCCAGGUGGAAUAGACUGGCAGAAGAGGUAUGAAUUUGAGAAGGAACGGAAUCGAGAGAAAGACAAGAGGAUUAGAGAACUUGAAGGUCUCUUGGAGGCGGAGCAAAGGAAACGACAAGAUGCCGAGGUGCAGCUCCGAGCGAUACGUCUGCAGAAUCUGUAAGCCUUCAGUACACCGCGUCUGAUGAUUGUCUUUGUGUCUGGAGUCAUCGUUGUUGAAGUGCUUCCAGUGAUCUGCUGGAACUAAUUGGACAUGUGGAAUGGUAAUUCCCCAAAUUGCCGAGGAAAUUUCACAACAAAUGUGCAGUUUGUUUGUUUGUUUUUGGGAAUCAGCUCCUGUUUCACUGUGGUAACGUUUUCGUCAUCACUGAUUACCCCAUCCCCUGAUCAACCGAUGCUCCCCCUUGACAUGGUCCCGAGGUUUUAACCAACUUCCGAAUGAAACAAGUUUAAGUCCUUACUCCUUGAUUAUUGAUUUCCAUGAGGAGCUGUGAUUGCUUAUUUGCACACUGUUGGCACCACCUCAGGGAAAAAGUAACAGGGAAAAUAAAAUCAGUGGAUUUUGUCAGGUUUUUAAGGCUUAUUAAUGAUGCAAUUCUUCCACCUCCAACUAUCAAUAUAAAAAUUAUGUACUUCUGUUUUUUAUAGCAUGUCCACAUUCUGUGAUGAGAAAACUUUAUACAAAACCUUUUGAAAUGUGAGUCCUAUAAGAUUUUUGAGAAGGUUUUACACUAAACAACUUGCCUGCGGCCCUGUCCCUUGUUUCAGCAUACAAACAAGGUUAAAUUUGUUUACUGUCUUUACAACAAACAAUUCAGGUGAACUCAACUGGUGUCCAUGAAUUGCCCAUUGUCUUAUUCACUUUUUGAGAUCGAGAGGUAACACAACAAUAUUACUUGUUUUUCAACCAAACAAGGCUGUAUUUAGGGUGAAAAACAUGCAAAUUAGCAAUUCAUAAAAAUAGUCAUCAAUGCUCUCCAUCUGUUCUCUACACAAAAGCGAUCAAUGCAUAAUAAUCUUAGUCACCAAUUUUGGGGACCGAUGCUAGAUGUUUUGAAGUUAUUCAGUACUGCUAGAUUUUAACAGAGGGGCUUCAAAUGUCCUCUGUUUUAGUGUUUUCCAGGGCGGGGUUAGCAGCAGGUCAACAUUUUCAAAUACACGUACAUGGAGGUUUUCCCCAAAUUUUAUAAACAAGUUUCUUUCAGGAAUAUGUGGAUAAUCAAACAUUUUCAGUCUCUCUGAAGAGUCUUGGGAGCCCCCCCCCAAAAAAAUGGGCAUUUUAUUUUUUUCUUAUUUGGUUUAUAGCGAUACUUGUUGGUGAGAACCUUUUUUGCCAUGGGGCUACCACUUCCUACCUGGUUUUUGCUUUAUGAGGAAGUUACGUCUGCAACAUUUACAGCUGAGUGUCUUAGUUUAAAACCUUUUUGAGGUUUGGAAUUCUUUACAUCCAAGCUAAAACAGCCAACCUCAAAAUGCUUCAGGUAUGUCAAUUUUUAGUAUUCAAGGCUAUCAUCUAAUUAGCACUAAGCUGAGGGGAUUGCAAGGACAUCAUCAAUCAUCACCAAGAACAUCAUUACUAUCACCUGUAGGCACCAGUUCGAACAAACAGUCUGUGAAUAUUUUGUUAGUUGCUUAGCACUGACUACCCUGGUGGGCUCCACCACACCCACUGUUACCCUGUCUUGGCCAACCACAGAAUUGUUGUGAUACAAUAUUCGUGACCCCAGUAUUCUCACAGGGUCCUGCUGUUUUGUGAUUUCCCACGGUGGGGGGGCCAGCAGGGAGCCAUUGUUUCAGUGGAUCUAACAAUGGUGUGGCCACCAGAGGGCGCCGCACAAAAGCUUAGUCACUGGUGACGUUUCUUUUGUGUUUGUUCAAUCGAUCACAGCUGUCUGAUUGAACCACUGAUUCUGCACAGCUCUGUGCCCAUUUAUCCUCAACAUAAGUAACACCCCUGCAGUGCUUAUUGGAAUUGCCCAAUCCCACAAAUAUUUUGCACCCCUUAAAUGUGUAUUGGAAUCACCCUACCUUAUUAAGAUAUAGUUGUGGGCUUGAUGCUCUUAGCAUGGAGCAUAGUCUCUGCUCAAGUCCACACUAGGAAGUGCACUAGAAAUCAUGUCUGGUGAGACUGACUCACAGGAAGAAUAAAUAAUGAGUUUUCCACCCUC